AUGGCACAAACAGCUACACAAACUAUUGAAACAAAUCAUGAAGACAUGAUUCAUGAUGCUCAACUCGACUAUUAUUCUCGUCGUUUAGCAACAGCCUCUUCUGAUCACACUAUCAAAAUCUUCAACGUUGAUGGCGAUAAUCAAACACUGAGUCAUACCAUUACAGAUAAUACAGCUCCAGUAUGGCAAGUAGCAUGGGCUCAUCCCAAGUUUGGCACCAUUUUAGCUUCUUGCGCUUACGAUGGUCGUGUGCUUAUCUUUAAAGAACAAAACGGUGCUUGGACAAAGAUUCAUGAAAACAACAAGCAUACAGCCUCAGUUAACUCUGUUGCUUGGGCUCCCCAUGAGCUUGGUGCCAUCUUGGCCUGUGCUUCUUCUGAUGGCAAGAUUUCUAUUCUCGAAUACAAAGAUGAUGGAAGUUGGGAAACACAAUUAAUCGAUGCACAUGGUAUUGGCUGUAAUGCAGUUACCUGGGCACCUGCUGCUAUUCCCGGUAGCUUAGUUCAGACAAAUGGCGGCAAUCCCAAUGUGAAUGUCGUAAAGAAGAUCGUGUCUGCAGGCUGCGAUAAUUUGAUCAAGAUUUGGGGAUAUAAGGAUGACAGUAAAAAUUGGCAAGAGGAGGAAACAUUGGAUGGUCACUCUGAUUGGGUUCGUGAUGUUGCUUGGGCUCCCAAUGUUGGACUCGCCAAGAGCUAUUUGGCUAGUUGCUCUCAAGAUAAGUCUGUCUUGAUCUGGACACAAGAAAACCCUAAAGCAGAAUGGACUCAUAAGACACUAGGCGACAAGUUUCCUGAUGUUGUUUGGCGUGUUAGCUGGUCAUUAUCCGGUAACGUUUUGGCUGUCUCAUGUGGUGAUAAUAAGGUUACUUUAUGGAAAGAGUCUUCAAAGGGUGAUUGGGAACUUCUCGAAACGCUUGAAGAAAAUGCUUAA
Molecule: messenger RNA, 930 nt
Organism: Mucor velutinosus
Lineage: Eukaryota; Fungi; Mucoromycota; Mucoromycetes; Mucorales; Mucoraceae
Exons: 6
Coding region: 1-930 (309 amino acids)
Biological process (GO): protein import into nucleus; positive regulation of TOR signaling; COPII-coated vesicle budding
Cellular component (GO): COPII vesicle coat; nuclear pore outer ring
Molecular function (GO): protein binding; structural molecule activity
Source: RefSeq, a predicted model, not a curated record